AUGACACAUUUCUCACGAUUCCAACGUCUUCUUCCUCAACCCAGAUUCCUCUUUACUCAAUCUCGCGUUCUCCAACAACCUCUAAUCAGAGCUCGAACAGUCGUUAGAUCGACGAUGGGCUCGUCUUCUUCUUUCUCCUCGAAGCUUCUCUUUCGCCAGCUGUUCGAGAAAGAGUCUUCGACUUAUACUUAUCUUCUCGCCGACGUUUCUCACCCGGAUAAACCGGCUCUGUUGAUUGAUCCUGUGGACAAGACGGUUGAUAGAGACUUGAAAUUGAUAAAUGAAUUAGGCUUAAAGCUUAUUUAUGCUAUGAACACUCAUGUUCAUGCUGAUCAUGUCACUGGAACUGGACUUCUUAAGACGAAGCUCCCAGGUGUGAAAUCAGUCAUUUCGAAAGCAAGUGGUUCCAAAGCUGAUAUGUUUGUUGGACCUGGUGAUAAAGUAUCUAUUGGUGACAUAUACCUUGAGGUUCGUGCUACACCUGGACAUACAGCAGGAUGUGUUACAUAUGUGACUGGAGAAGAAGCAGAUCAGCCCCAACCAAGAAUGGCCUUUACCGGAGAUGCUGUACUCAUCCGAGGUUGUGGGAGAACCGACUUUCAGGGUGGAAGCUCGGACCAAUUGUAUGAGUCUGUACACUCACAGAUAUUUACAUUGCCAAAGGACACAUUGAUCUAUCCAGCUCAUGACUACAAAGGUUAUGAGGUAAGUACAGUUGGAGAAGAGAUGCAACACAACCCACGUUUAACUAAAGAUAAAGAAACAUUCAAAACCAUCAUGUCAAAUCUGAAUCUGGCGUAUCCGAAGAUGAUUGAUGUUGCAGUACCAGCAAACAUGGUGUGUGGAUUACAAGAUUUGCCUUCUCAAGCCAACUAA
Molecule: messenger RNA, 876 nt
Organism: Microthlaspi erraticum
Lineage: Eukaryota; Viridiplantae; Streptophyta; Magnoliopsida; Brassicales; Brassicaceae
Source: the annotation of a GenBank genome assembly